AUGAUUGAAUCCACAUUGAGCAACAACGGCAAUAAUACGACGAACAGUGACCGGGAUGAAAAAAGCAGAAAUAAGCAAAAUAAUGGAACUAUCCGCUGCAUGCCGCAAAAAAUUUUUCCAUUAGCUGAUGAGAGAAUUGAGGAUUUGAUUUAUCCAAGUAUAACCUAUCAUUACUCAGUGAGCAAAAACGCACGAUACGUAUACGUGAUCGGUGAGGACCCCACGGAACUGCAAUCCCAACUUUUCGUAUGGGAUUUACAUCGAGGAACAGCACGACGUUACUCGGUCAUUGACUUUCCAUCUUCUUUGCAAAUGAAACAUUUGUAUGAGAUCGAUGCUCUUCAAGGAAUAUUGGUAUGCUGCAGUACUGGAUGCUUUUACGUGUAUGCAAUUCGAUUCGACCAUUCUCAAGAAUCAGUCCGAAUUCAACAAACUCUCUUUUACCAACUGAACAACAACUCACAUUUCUGGAGCUCUGCAAGAGCCUUUUCCGAAAGAGGCAUCAUUUUCAUGUCCCAACAUGAUCAGAUCCGAAAUUUCUACGUGGCCCAGAUUAGUCUGGAUACACCGGUACGGUCUGUCCUUCUUACUGCACGUAUGUCCGGUUUGCGUUUUUGUGGUCAACCCUGGGUUGAUGGUAACUAUAUGUACUUAUUUGAGAGUGCCUCAAUAACUACCUACACGGAAAUAAAAUACUUAACUGGCCGUUUAGUUCGGGCCAAUCUACAUACCGGUGAAUUGGACACUGUAUGUACAAAGGCAACUGGCAAUAUCGGGAGCAGUUUACCAGCUAUUCGACAACAACAGCAAUCACUAAUAGGACGAGAUACAACAUCACAACAAGUGACAAAUCCUACUAAGCUUAUUAGGCGCGUAAAACACGUGGGACGAGAUGGAUGGCUAUGGAUAAUAGCGGAAUUUGUGGAACUCAACGAUACUCCUACUCAAGAUACUGCCCGUUGUGAGAUAUGUGUUGUGGAAAUGCAAACAUUUAUGUGGUAUCGUUUGGAUUGGCUUCCUGGAUGUAAAUUUGACGAACUAACAUUGGACAUCACCCGCAACGGCACCGUGGUUAUGCUUCGGAAAAAAAUGUUACAGAUGGCCAAUCAAACACAAGUCGAUUCUUUCUUAUUGUUUUCCAGAAACCCGGAACCACUGCUUAAGCAAAGCUUCCGUGCUUUAAUUACUUAUUUCCCGACUUGGAGAAGUUUGAAUUGGGAACAGUUGCAUUUCUUUGGCAUACCAACUCAUUUACUUAUUCCUUGA
Brugia malayi is the source of this 1266-nucleotide messenger RNA. RefSeq lists its product as uncharacterized. The coding region runs from base 1 to 1266 and encodes 421 amino acids. The record is from RefSeq and is a predicted model, not a curated record. The transcript has 2 exons. NCBI's taxonomy places the organism in Eukaryota, Metazoa, Nematoda, Chromadorea, Rhabditida, Onchocercidae.